CCCGCUCGCUCGCUCCCGAGUCUCCGCAGGACCAGGUUUCUUUAAAAGGAAUUGAAGACAGUCAUUCAAAAUGCCUGAAAAUCCUGGUCCAGAUAAACUGCAGGUCCUACAAGUUCUUGAUCGCCUAAAAAUGAAACUGCAGGAGAAGGGGGACACAUCGCAGAAUGAGAAGCUCUCUCUGUUUUAUGAGACACUAAAGAGCCCCCUCUUCAAUCAGAUACUCACGCUUCAGCAGUCCAUCAAGCAACUGAAAGGGCAACUCAGCCAUAUACCCUCAGAUUGUUUGGCCAACUUUGAUUUUUCUAGGAAAGGUCUAUUAGUGUUUACAGAUGGUGCCAUUACUAAUGGGAAUGCCCAAAGACCCUCUAAUAAUUUGACUGUCUCUGGGUUAUUUCCUUGGACUCCUAAGUCAAGAAAUGAAGACUUUAACUCAGUCAUUCAACAGAUGGCGCAGGGCCGGCAAAUUGAAUAUAUCGAUAUAGAACGGCCUUCAUCCGGAGGCCUUGGAUUCAGUGUGGUGGCCCUGAGAAGUCAAAAUCUGGGAGAAGUUGAUAUCUUGGUGAAGGAAGUGCAGCCAGGGAGUAUAGCAGACAGGGAUCAAAGAUUAAGGGAAAAUGACCAAAUAUUGGCUAUUAAUCACACACCACUGGAUCAGAACAUUUCCCAUCAGCGAGCAAUUGCGUUAUUACAACAAACCACUGGAUCUUUGCAUCUGGUUGUGGCCAGGGAACCCGUCCACAGAAAAAGCAGUACUUCUACCAGCCUAACUGAUACCACUCUGCCUGAAACAGUUCAUUGGGGCCAUAUUGAAGAUGUUGAGCUCAUUAAUGAUGGCUCUGGAUUAGGUUUUGGAAUAGUUGGAGGAAAAUCAAGUGGUGUGGUUGUGAGGACGAUCGUUCCUGGAGGAUUAGCAGAUCGAGAUGGAAGACUCCAGACAGGGGACCACAUCUUGAAGAUUGGUGGCACAGAUGUGCAGGGAAUGACCAGCGAGCAAGUUGCGCAAGUGCUAAGGAACUGUGGAAACUCAGUCCGGAUGCUUGUUGCAAGAGACCCAGUUGGUGCAAUUUCUGUAACCCCUCCCACCCCUGCAGCCUUACCUGUUGCCCUGCCUGCUGUAGCUCACAGGAGCCCUAGUGCUGACAGUUCUCUUUUUGAAACUUACGAUGUUGAACUCAUUAGAAAAGAUGGACAGAGUCUUGGGAUUAGAAUUGUUGGCUAUAUCGGAAGUGCUCAUACAGGGGAGGCUUCAGGGAUUUAUGUGAAAAGUAUAAUACCUGGCAGUGCUGCUUACCACAAUGGCCAAAUUCAAGUGAACGACAAAAUAGUUGCUGUCGAUGGUGUGAAUAUUCAGGGUUUUGCGAACCAGGAUGUUGUUGAAGUAUUACGAAAUGCAGGGCAAGUGGUACACCUAACCCUAAUUCGAAGGAAGACGUCUUCGUCUGCUUCUCCACUUGAAUGGCCUUCAGACACAGGAACUGCUGUAGAACCAUCGGAAACACGAGCCCGCUACCUAACUGGAGCAGUGGAAACUGAAACUGACUUGGAUGGCGGGGAUGAGGAAACUGAAAAAAGAAUGGAUAUUCUGAAAAAUGACAACAUACAAGCCUUAGAAAAAUUAGAAAAGGUCCCAGACUCUACAGAAAAUGAGCUGAAAUCUAGAUGGGAAAACCUCUUGGGCCCGGAUUAUGAAGUAAUGGUGGCUACUUUGGAUACGCAGAUUGCAGAUGACGCCGAGUUACAGAAAUAUUCAAAGCUGCUGCCGAUUCAUACUCUGAGGCUUGGCAUGGAAGUGGAUUCCUUUGAUGGGCACCAUUAUAUCUCUUCAGUUGCUCCAGGUGGUCCUCUUGAUACACUGAACCUCCUGCAGCCAGAGGAUGAGCUUCUUGAGGUCAAUGGCGUGCAACUGUAUGGGAAAUCUCGCCGAGAAGCAGUCUCUUUUCUCAAAGAGGUGCCUCCUCCCUUUACCUUGGUUUGCUGUCGACGAUUAUUUGAUGAUGAAGCUUCUGUGGAUGAACCAAGGAACACUGAAGCCCCUCUUCCCAAGAUGGAGGCUGACCACAGUGUAGGCAUCAAUACUGAAGAUGAUGAUGAUGGGGAAUUAGCACUAUGGUCUCCUGAAGUCAAGAUUGUUGAACUCGUAAAAGAUCAUAAAGGCUUGGGAUUCAGCAUCUUGGAUUACCAGGACCCUUUAGAUCCCACAAGAUCAGUGAUUGUGAUCCGUUCCCUGGUGGCACAUGGUGUCGCAGAAAGAGGGGGAGAGCUGUUACCUGGAGACCGCCUGGUCUCUGUUAAUGAAUACUGUUUGGAAAACACCACACUUGCUGAAGCUGUGGAAGUGUUGAAAGCUGUGUCACCAGGCAUCGUACGCCUUGGCAUCUGUAAGCCUUUGGAAGAUGAUAAAGAGGAAGAAAGUCAUUAUAUUUUACAUUCAAACAAUAAUGAAGACAAGACUGAACUUUCAGGAACAAUUCAUGAUACAAAUUCAUCUUUAAUACUUGAAGCACCCAAGGAAUUUAGAGAUGAACCCUAUUAUAAAGAGGAGCUUGUAGAUGAACCGUUCCUCGAUUUGGGAAAGGCUUUUCAGUCCCAACAGAAAGAGAGAGACAAUAGCAAGGAGGCCUGGGAGAUGCAUGAAUUUCUGACUCCUAGAUUGCAGGAGAUGGGGGAAGAAAGAGAGAUGCUUGUUGAUGAAGAAUAUGAGCUAUAUCAAGAUCACUUUCCGUCCAUGGACUUGUAUCCCUCAUCACACCUUCAAGAGGCUGCUCCUGUUUCCUCUGUGAAGGAACUUCACUUUGGCACUCAGUGGUUACAGGACAACGAACCACCUGAGCUUCAAGAAGCAAGAUCCAUGAGGAGUAUGUAUUCCCAGGAGACGCAGCAGUGUAGCUAUAGCGCUGGAAACAUGAUGAAAGAAAAUUUUGGCAUCGGUUCCCCACCCUCCAUACCCUCAUCUGAAGGAGGCAGUCAACAAAGCAGAUUUGAUGAUCUGGAAAAUCUUAAUUCAUUAACAAAAAGCAGUCUGGAUUUAGGCAUGAUGAUUCCAAAUGAUAUCCAAGGCCCUGGCUUGCUUGUUGAACUCCCUGCUGUGGCUCAAAGAAUGGAGCAAGAUUCGCCCUUAUACCAACUCCCCAGGACCCGAGUUGUUUCCAAGGCCUCGGCAUACAUAGGAACAUCAUCUAGAUAUACCACUGAUGCCUGUGAGUUACCUGAAAGAGAAGAAGGUGAAGGAGAAGAAACUCCAAACUUCAGCCACUGGGGUCCACCAAGAAUUGUUGAGAUAUUUAGGGAACCCAAUGUGUCUCUUGGUAUUAGUAUUGUUGGUGGACAAACUGUUAUAAAACGCCUGAAGAAUGGAGAGGAACUUAAAGGUAUAUUUAUCAAACAAGUUUUAGAAGACAGUCCAGCAGGAAAAACAAAUGCUCUUAAAACAGGAGAUAAAAUACUUGAGGUGUCUGGAGUAGAUUUGCAGAAUGCCUCACACAGAGAAGCAGUGGAGGCCAUUAAGAAUGCGGGAAAUCCUGUGGUGUUCGUUGUUCAGAGCUUGUCAUCCACUCCAAGAGUCAUUCCUAGUGUGCCUAACAAGGCUAACAAAAUCACUAAUAACCAGGACCAAAACACUGAAGAAAAAAAAGAAAAGAGACAAGGAACAGCUCCACCUCCAGUGAAACUGCCACCUCCUUAUAAAGCUCCGUCUGAGGACAGUGACGAAAAUGAAGAAGAAUAUGCAUUUACCAACAAAAAAAUCAGGCAAAGGUAUGCAGACCUACCUGGAGAAUUGCACAUUAUUGAGCUUGAAAAGGAUAAGAAUGGACUUGGACUCAGCCUUGCUGGUAAUAAAGACCGGUCGCGCUUGAGCAUAUUUGUGGUGGGAAUUAACCCAGAAGGACCUGCUGCCACAGAUGGGCGAAUGCGUAUUGGAGAUGAACUGUUGGAGAUAAACAAUCAGAUCCUGUAUGGAAGAAGUCACCAAAAUGCAUCUGCCAUUAUUAAGACCGCCCCAUCAAAGGUCAAGCUGGUUUUCAUCAGAAAUGAAGAUGCAGUCAAUCAGAUGGCUGUUACCCCCUUUCCAGUACCAUCAAGCUCCCCGUCUUCUGUUGAGGAUCAGAGCGGUACUGAACCUGUUAGCAGUGAGGAAGAUGGCAGUCUCGAAGUUGGUAUUGAACAGUUGCCUGAAAAUGAAAGCUCCAAACUGGCUGUCAGCCAGAUGAAACAGCAAAAAUAUUCAACAAAAGUCUCCUUCAGUUCACAAGAGUUAUCUUUAGCACCAGCUCCAUCAUACCAUUCCACGGAUGUGGAUUUCACAAGCUAUGGUGGUUUCCAGGCCCCUCUGUCGGUGGACCCAGCCACCUGUCCCAUUGUUCCUGGCCAGGAAAUGAUUAUAGAAAUAUCCAAGGGACGUUCAGGUCUUGGUCUCAGCAUUGUGGGAGGAAAAGACACACCUUUGGAUGCUAUAGUUAUACACGAAGUCUACGAAGAAGGAGCAGCAGCCAGAGAUGGAAGACUUUGGGCUGGUGACCAGAUAUUAGAGGUUAAUGGGAUUGACCUGAGGAGUGCCAGCCACGAAGAAGCCAUCACAGCCCUGAGGCAGACCCCCCAGAAGGUGCGACUGGUCGUGUAUAGAGAUGAGGCACACUACAGGGAUGAGGAGAACUUGGAGGUUUUCCCGGUGGAUCUGCAGAAAAAGGCUGGCCGAGGACUGGGUCUGAGCAUCGUUGGGAAGCGAAAUGGAAGUGGAGUGUUUAUUUCUGACAUCGUGAAAGGUGGAGCUGCAGACCUUGAUAGGAGAUUGAUUCAGGGAGAUCAAAUCUUAUCUGUGAAUGGGGAGGACAUGAGAAAUGCUUCACAAGAGACAGUGGCCACUGUCCUCAAGUGUGCACAGGGGCUGGUGCAGCUAGAGAUUGGAAGACUCCGAGCUGGUUCCUGGACCUCCUCAAGGAAGACCUCACAGAAUAGUCAGGGAAGCCAGCACAGCGCGCACAGCAACUUCCAUCCCUCCCUGGCUCCUGUCAUCACCAGCCUGCAAAACCUGGUUGGCACAAAAAGAGCUACAGAUCCUUCCCCCAAAAGUUCAGGCACAGAUAUGGGACCAAGGACUGUUGAGAUCAUCAGGGAGCUCAGCGAUGCCCUUGGAAUCAGUAUCGCCGGAGGAAAAGGAAGUCCCUUAGGAGAUAUCCCAAUAUUUAUUGCCAUGAUUCAGGCCAGUGGUGUGGCUGCCCGUACACAGAAGCUUAAGGUUGGAGAUCGGAUUGUCAGCAUUAAUGGGCAACCUUUGGAUGGGCUGUCUCACGCGGAUGUGGUUAAUCUGCUAAAGAACGCCUACGGGCGCAUUAUCCUGCAGGUUGUAGCAGAUACCAACAUAAGCGCCAUAGCAACUCAGCUUGAAAACAUGUCUACAAGCUACCACCUUGGUUCUCCCGCUGCUGAACACCAUCCAGAAGACACAGAAACACCUCCACCUAAGAUUAUUACUUUGGAGAAAGGCUCUGAAGGAUUGGGGUUUAGUAUUGUAGGGGGUUAUGGAAGUCCCCAUGGAGACCUGCCAAUUUAUGUCAAGACUAUAUUUGCAAAGGGAGCAGCUGCAGAUGAUGGCCAGUUGAAGCGAGGCGAUCAGAUUUUAGCUGUCAAUGGCGAGACGCUGGAAGGUGUUACUCAUGAGCAAGCUGUGGCCAUUCUAAAACGCCAGAAAGGGACUGUAAUCUUAACUGUGCUGUCGUGAGCCCCGGGUCCUAAUCACAAGAUAGAUGUUGUAGAGUAUCCAUAGGAAGAUGAAACUCUGAGAGAGGAUGAAAAGCAGCCUCCACUAGAAUCCACCUUCAUUUACCUCCUCACCCUCUUUGCUCAGGAGAGGCGGCUAGAUUUCACGUGAAUUGUCCAAAUCAACCUUCAGCCUCUUGGUGAGGUGAAUUUCUAAACCUAGAACGAGUCUUACCUGAUUUGCAUCUCACAUCCAUGUUUAGCCACUAGUAGUAACUGGUUCUGAUUCUAUUUGCUGCAACCGAAGUUAACCACCUCUCAUUCCUGUGCCCUUCUCUGCCCAUCCCUCCUCGCUAAGAGGCUUACAGCAAGCUCACAUGUCCUCUGAUGAACAGAAACAAAUGUUAAGCAACUUGUCAUCUCACUCAUGAUUUACUUAUGCUAAUUCUCUUCAGGUAUGCCAGAAAACAUUAAUAGUGUAAUUAACUUACCAUUGAUCCCCAUGAUGAAACACCCAAGUCUCCUAUGGGAAAUUAUUGUGCUCUUUUCUGCACAACUUAGAGUCAGAUAUGUCUCAAAUUUGUUUCUCUGGAUAGAUCUUUAUAAGCUAGUCAUUGGUGAUUAUGAUGAGUCCAUUUGCAGACUGUAAUCUGAAAAUUCUGGAUGGCUUUCUAGUUGUUUUCUUGGCUACAUAAACGUAUACCACUGAGCAAAUGCACCUUGUUCUCCACAGGAACAAUUAGCAUCCAUGUUCUGAAUUCUAACCGUGCUAACUCAUGUUCAAGUCCAGGAAGUUCAGCUGGAGUUAAUGGCAUCUCAGUAGGCAGGCAUCAUUGCCUCCCCUUCAGUCUUCAGACAAGCAGGUAGAAGCCCCAGAACCAGUCUGCAGAGAUCAGUAAGUUUUCCCUCAAGUCAGAUGAGGUCUGGGUGGCCUUGGGCUUGUGCAAAGUGGAGUGACAAAUUUGAGCAUCCUUCCCCUUGGCUCCCUACUGGUCAAGCUAGCAGCACAAACUGUAGGAACAUAGGGAUGGAGCAGCAUGCUUGGCCACCAAGUGACUGUGGAAAUGAACUCAGCCUAAGAAUCAGUGAGGGGGCUACUUGACUAAUGUUUCCUGAUCCUCAGGAAGCCCCUCAUUUGCUAAAGUUUUACAUGCUAAGAAAGCAACGGCAGCAGAAAAUACAAAAAUACCUUUAAAGUUGAAUAGAGGCAUUCUUAUUUAGGUAUUAGCAGGAGGUGGGGGGGGGUGGGGAGAUGCUUAUCAGUGAAUGUUAUAGGUUCUUCUGUAAAAAAUGUACCAUGAAAGAUGAGGACCAGGAUCAGUAAUAGAAGUAGUUUAGUAUCUUUGAACUAAAACACAAUGCUGCAAAUGGUUCACAGUCGUUAACAAAAUGGAAUGGGCUCUGAUUUUAAAAUGUUAUUUAAUAAUUACAGAUUUUAAUUGAGAAUUACCUUUGAGUAGAAGUAAUCACAAAGUGCAUUAACUCUUGUCAGAAUAUUUUGUGGUUAUUCCAAAGUAUAGAGUGCCUAAAUUUUAUGUUGAAUAAUGUGUUUCAUGACUGGUAUUAAGUUUUCUGAAGUGACAUAUGGCUUUUGGAAUUUCUAACAUACCCAAGACGUGCAAUGUUGUUAGAACCUUAUCUUUCAGUGCAUGAGAAGCUAUCAACCUCAGAAGUUCUAUGCUAAUUGUACCUGCGAGAACACCUGAGGCAGCCAAGAAGAAAUGAAGCCCAAAUAAAACUUGAAAAUGCACCUUAAAAAAAGUGUGUGUGUCUGUGCACACGCAUGUGUAUACACACACACACAUAAGACUUCAGAUAUUUUGAAAUGUGAUUCUGCUUGAUUGUGAUGGAAUGGCCAUUAA
Molecule: messenger RNA, 7556 nt
Organism: Neomonachus schauinslandi (Hawaiian monk seal)
Lineage: Eukaryota; Metazoa; Chordata; Mammalia; Carnivora; Phocidae
Gene: PATJ
Product: PATJ crumbs cell polarity complex component
Exons: 44
Coding region: 71-5716 (1881 amino acids)
Molecular function (GO): protein binding
Source: RefSeq, a predicted model, not a curated record